Hibiscus syriacus is the source of this 1188-nucleotide messenger RNA. RefSeq names its product 14-3-3-like protein. The record is from RefSeq and is a predicted model, not a curated record. Lineage: Eukaryota; Viridiplantae; Streptophyta; Magnoliopsida; Malvales; Malvaceae. Gene Ontology annotation, cellular component: cytoplasm. Gene Ontology annotation, biological process: signal transduction. Bases 117 to 920 code for a protein of 267 amino acids. The transcript is spliced from 4 exons.
AUCAUCGCAUUUGCCAUCAAAAACUUCCCCCAAAUCUCAAAUCUUAUCAUUUUCAAAACCUACCCCCUUCUCUUUACUCUUCCCGGCUUUGCCUUUUGCCUCCCUCUCUAUCGACAAUGGCCGCCGCCAUCAUUUCUUCUCCCCGCGAGGAAAAUGUCUAUAUGGCAAAACUCGCUGAGCAAGCCGAACGCUACGAAGAAAUGGUCGAGUUCAUGGAGAAAGUCUCUGCUUCCGCCGACAACGAGGAGCUUACCGUCGAGGAACGAAAUCUCCUCUCUAUUGCUUACAAGAACGUCAUCGGCGCUCGCCGUGCUUCCUGGCGCAUCAUCUCCUCCAUCGAGCAGAAAGAGGAUAGUCGUGGUAACGAUGAUCACGUUACUACGAUCCGUGAUUAUCGGGCCAAGAUCGAGUCUGAGCUUACUUCCAUCUGUAACGGGAUCUUGAAGCUCCUUGAUACCAGACUUAUCCCCUCGGAUUCUUCUGGAGAUUCCAAGGUCUUUUAUCUUAAGAUGAAGGGAGACUAUCAUAGGUAUUUGGCUGAGUUCAAGACUGGAGCCGAACGCAAGGAAGCUGCUGAGAGUACCCUCACUGCCUACAAAUCUGCUCAGGAGAUUGCCAACGCCGAGUUGGCUCCUACUCACCCGAUUCGACUCGGGCUGGCACUCAAUUUUUCUGUUUUCUACUAUGAGAUUCUCAAUUCUCCCGACCGGGCUUGCAAUCUAGCAAAACAGGCAUUUGAUGAAGCUAUCGCUGAGUUGGAUACUCUAGGAGAGGAGUCGUAUAAAGACAGCACCCUCAUCAUGCAACUCCUCCGUGACAAUCUCACUCUGUGGACCUCCGAUAUGCAGGAUGACGAAGCCGAUGAUACCAAAGAAACACCGAAGCGUGAGGAAGGGCAACAAGAGAAGCCUCAGCAGUAGUGAGACUUUGCUGGGCUCUUUCUCUCUGUUAUAAUUUACCGAUAUAGGUUUCAAUUCUGAAUGAAACUUCUACCCAUUUUAUGUGUUUUUGAUGGAAGAGAUUUGCCGCUUCCGUCCAUUAAUUUAGGCAACUAUUGUCUAUGUUUAAGCGUACUCGGUAUAUUUUUUCUCUCUUUUUCCUUUUAAAUUUUAUCACCUUCUAAAAUCGUUCAUGUACCCUUUGUUGUUUAGGCAAUGCUAUCUACUAUCUCUGCUCUGGUUUCAGAUU